CGUACGACUGGAAUAUAAAGAACGGGCUCCCCUGGGUUGAUCGCUGUGAUCUAGACUACGGCUUGAGUUGCUACAUCUUACAUACGUUACCAGCGUUCUCUUCUAUCCUCGGAACUUACCUUAAUACUUAACCUUCAAGUUCAACCCCUCCUGCUAUACCUAUAGUUCUGGGGAAUUUCCGACACAAUGGCCACCCAUCGCUUCGAUCCCAAUUUCACCGACAACGUCGUCAACGCCAUCGGUCCCAAUUCCAACCCCCGGUUCCGCGACCUCAUGGCCAGUCUCAUCCGGCACGUGCACGACUUCGCGCGCGAGAACGAGCUGACGGUCGACGAGUGGAUGGCCGGCGUGCAGCUGAUGAACUGGGCCGGACAGAUGAGCAACGACAAGCGCAACGAGGGACAGCUAGUUUGCGACGUGAUCGGGUUGGAAUCACUAGUCGAUGAAAUCACCUUCAAGCUCGCCUCCGAAGCGACCGACACGCCCACCGCGACAGCGAUCCUGGGCCCGUUCUUCCGCGCCGACACGCCGUACCGCGACAACGGGGCGAACAUCGUCACGACGGGCGUCUCGGACGGCGAGAUGGUCUUCAUGCACGGCCGCGUCGUCGACUUCGAGACCAAGACGCCGCUGGUCGGCGCUACCGUCGAGGUGUGGCAGGCGUCGACGAACGGGCUGUAUGAGCAGCAGGACCCGGAGCAGCAGGAGUUCAACCUGCGGGGCAAGUUCCGCACGGAUGAGAACGGCCGGUAUUGGUUUUAUUGUCUGAGGCCGACGCCGUAUCCGGUUCCGGAUGAUGGACCCGCCGGAAAGCUACUCAAACUGAUGGACAGACACCCCUUCAGACCGGCUCAUAUCCACAUCAUUGCAACAUACGACAACUACAAGCCCCUCACGACGCAGAUCUUCGACCGCAAAGACCCCUACCUGACCAACGACUCCGUGUUCGCGGUCAAGGACUCCCUCGUGGUGGACUUUGUGCCGCGCAAGGACGACCCUCAAGCUGGCCUUGAGCUGAAUUACGACGUGAAGCUGGUUCCGAGCGAGGAGAAGGCGAAGGGGGCUUAAGUGGUGGGAUUUAGGUGUAUGUGUAUAUAAGUAGAGGUACUUUUUUGUUUAUUUUAGGGUUUAAUUUGAU
This is a messenger RNA of Aspergillus steynii IBT 23096, 1138 nucleotides long. RefSeq names its product intradiol ring-cleavage dioxygenase. The record is from RefSeq and is a predicted model, not a curated record. Lineage: Eukaryota; Fungi; Ascomycota; Eurotiomycetes; Eurotiales; Aspergillaceae. Gene Ontology annotation, biological process: catechol-containing compound metabolic process. The transcript is spliced from 4 exons. Gene Ontology annotation, molecular function: ferric iron binding; catechol 1,2-dioxygenase activity. Bases 187 to 1068 code for a protein of 293 amino acids.